AUGGGGCACUGAAGUAAAAGGAGCACUCAGAGCUAGCUAGGGUGUGGGACUGUUCAGGGCUCAGGUCUGCUCCUCAUCUCAUCUCUCAUGUUCAAUGUCAUUCUGGAUCUCUCAGCCUUACCAGUGAACAAUUACAACUGAGGAGUACCAAGAACAACCGGUCUGUCUGUCUGUCUGUCUGUUCAAUUUUUAGCUUCAUUUUAUUGCCUUAGUAACUCACCCAAACAGCCACCAUGGAGGCCAUCAAGAAGAAGAUGCAGAUGCUCAAGCUGGACAAGGAGAAUGCCAUCGACCGGGCAGAACAGGCAGAGACGGAGCAGAAAGCAGCCGAGGACAAGUGCAAACAGCUGGAGGAUGAACUGGUUGGCCUGCAGAAAAAGCUCAAAGGAACUGAAGAUGAACUGGACAAAUACACUGAAGCUUUGAAAAAUGCCCAGGAGAAACUGGAGCUCUCAGAGACGACAGCUUCAGAUGCUGAGGGAGAUGUAGCUGCCCUGAACCGCAGAAUCCAGCUGGUGGAGGAGGAGCUGGACCGAGCCCAGGAGAGACUGGGCACAGCACUGCUGAAGCUGGAGGAGGCCGAGAAAGCAGCAGAUGAGAGCGAAAGAGGUAUGAAGGUGAUUGAGAACCGGGCCAUGAAGGACGAGGAGAAGAUGGAGAUCCAGGAGAUGCAGCUGAAGGAGGCCAAACACAUUGCAGAGGAAGCUGACCGCAAAUAUGAGGAGGUGGCCCGUAAACUGGUGAUUCUGGAGGGGGAACUAGAGCGAGCGGAGGAGAGAGCUGAGGUCUCAGAAAUUAAAGCCAGUGAUCUGGAGGAAGAGUUAAAAAAUGUAACUAACAAUCUUAAAUCACUGGAGGCAUCGUCUGAGAAGUACUCUGCCAAAGAAGACAAGUAUGAGGAAGAAAUCAAGGUCCUUACUGAUAAGUUGAAAGAGGCUGAGACUCGUGCAGAGUUUGCUGAGAGGACAGUGGCCAAAUUGGAAAAAUCUAUCGAUGACCUGGAAGAAAAAUUCGCAACUGCGAAAGAGGAGAACCUGGGAAUGCAUCAGGUUCUGGAUCAGACACUGCAGGAACUAAACAGCUUAUAAGUCUGAUGAGGAAGAUGGCAACAAGAAGAGAAGGAGAAGAGGAGAAACAGGAAGAGGAGGAGGAGGAGGAGGAGGAGAACAGACAUCGUUCCACAUUCCAUGAAAUUUCACACCUCACUUUCCAUUUAAGGCAGUAAAGUCUCAUACCUUAUGACAGGGGAUAAACUACAUUAUUGUUAACAGGUUGUAUGGUUCUGGAAAUGUAUUGAUAUCUCCACCAAAAAUAUACAAUCCAUAAUUACAAUGUUUACAGGAUUGUGAUUUAUUUUAUUUCGUUUUUUUUUUAUUUGUUUGUUUGUUUACAGCCCAGUGCUCACCACAAAAUCACCUCAGUAUGGUUUUGGUGAAACUGUGAUCUGAGUAUAAAAUGAGCACUCUAUGUACAAUAUGCUGAAUUAUUUAUGUAGGCCUAAUUUGAGAAUGUUUUAAAGGUUCAAUUGAAUUCUUCAAAAUAUAGCUCAGUUAUGCCACCUACUGGGAAUAUUUCUUGUAAAAUGAGAUGUGGUUCCAAAGGCAGGACAUUGCACACAUUGAUACGAUCUAUGUAAAAACCGGUAUAUUGGAUGUCAUGCAAAUUUGAAUACCCUUUGCAUGUUUUCUGAAUGAUAUUCAGCCUCAGACUCAGACUCAGAAGACCAUGUGUAUGCAGAAGUAUGCCUCAGGCAUUUCUUCUUUAUUGCAAAAGGUGAUAUUGUAUGUUCCUCUAUGGUGAAUGCAUUAAUGGGAAGCCCAUAUUCAGAUGUUCUGUGUGGGUCCAAAGUUUCAUAUGGUAACUAAACCAAAGAAUAAACACAACCAGUGAAUAAUGAUUCAA
Molecule: messenger RNA, 1902 nt
Organism: Clupea harengus (Atlantic herring)
Lineage: Eukaryota; Metazoa; Chordata; Actinopteri; Clupeiformes; Clupeidae
Gene: tpm4a
Product: tropomyosin 4a
Source: RefSeq, a predicted model, not a curated record